AUGUCCCUGCCUCAGCAGGCGAGGCGGCGUGGGCACUGGGUCGUCCCACUCAGGGAACCAGGUCUCAAGAGGCCUCGGGACUCGUGCCUCCAGGCAAUGGGGACAAGAACUGCUGCUUCACAGACCCUCACAGAGACUGCUUCACAGACCCUCACAGAGACCGCUUCACAGACCCUCACAGAGACUGCUUCACAGACCCCCACAGACCCUCACAGAGACUGCUUCACAGCCCCUCACAGAGACUGCUUCACAGACCCUCACAGAGACUGCUUCACAGACCCUCACAGAGACCGCUUCACAGACCCUCACAGAGACUGCUUCACAGACCCUCACAGAGACUGCUUCACAGACCCUCACAGAGACUGCUUCACAGACCCGGAGGAAGUGGGCUGGGAGGCACCAGAAAGUUUGUAUUAG
Molecule: messenger RNA, 417 nt
Organism: Knipowitschia caucasica
Lineage: Eukaryota; Metazoa; Chordata; Actinopteri; Gobiiformes; Gobiidae
Source: the annotation of a GenBank genome assembly